UGCAGUCACAUUCACCUGCCACUAUAUUACCGUUUGAUUUCACUCUCCCUCUCAUCACACCUGGAGAUUCGAGCCUCCUUCUCUUGUCUGCCCUCCCAUUGACCAGAGAAACCUCAUCACAUCUCUCUCUCUCUCUGCGUGCGCGCACCACCGUUGCAGACGGCGGCAAUGGCGGACUACGAGAGCAGCCACCACCACCACCACCAUCAUCUGCAGCAGCAGCAAGCGAAGGAGACGGCCCUCCAGGCGCUGAACACCAUAAUCCAGCUCCACUUCGAGAAGACCCUGGAGAAGAAGCGCGCCAUCGACCAGCAGAAGAAGGAGCUCCACCGCCUCUUCCUCCUCUUCUUCAUCUUCCUCGCCCUCCUCUUCGGCGCCCUCUCCCAGCCCUCCUCCCGCCUCCAGUGCCGCCACUGCUGGGCCCCCAUCUCCCUCCUCUCCCUCGCCCACCUCGUCUUCUACGUCUCCGUCGCCCAGACCCUCCGCACCGUCAACGGCUUCAAGUACCAGCGCCGCUGCCACAAGCUCACCCUCGGCCUCGCCACCGAGCGGCUCCGGGACCUCAAGAUGAGGAUGACCCUCGCGAUGGCCCACAGCGACGGCGGCGGCGGGGGCGGCGGCCACCACCACCACGAGGUGGUGUUCGACGAUGGGGACUUCGAGAUCCAGUACCAGGAGCCGCCCGAGAGCUACCUGGGCAAAUUCAAGCGGAACUGGGCUCUGCAUUUCGGGUUCUUGAUCUUGGUCUACGGCUUCAUGGUCUCUUUCUCUGUUGUCAUCCUCUGUUUCUAGGAACAGUUACUCUGCUUUUUUUGGUGGGUAUUUGGCAAGCAUUUGUUCUUCUCUUUUCAUUCAUUUGUCUAGAGGAUUGAUUUCCUGGGUUUGAUCUGGGAAGAAGUUAAACUGCAAUCAAAAUCGAUUCAAGAAAGUACUUCGAAAGAAAUACGGAAAUGGGAAAGAUUCAGCGAGUCUUCAUCGUUGAGGAA
Molecule: messenger RNA, 986 nt
Organism: Syzygium oleosum
Lineage: Eukaryota; Viridiplantae; Streptophyta; Magnoliopsida; Myrtales; Myrtaceae
Exons: 1
Coding region: 169-792 (207 amino acids)
Source: RefSeq, a predicted model, not a curated record